Populus euphratica (Euphrates poplar) is the source of this 2071-nucleotide messenger RNA. Its product is annotated as chitin elicitor receptor kinase 1-like. Gene Ontology annotation, molecular function: ATP binding; transmembrane receptor protein kinase activity. The record is from RefSeq and is a predicted model, not a curated record. Lineage: Eukaryota; Viridiplantae; Streptophyta; Magnoliopsida; Malpighiales; Salicaceae. The coding region runs from base 74 to 1936 and encodes 620 amino acids. The transcript has 11 exons. Gene Ontology annotation, biological process: innate immune response; protein phosphorylation.
ACCAAAUACCAUUACCAACAAGUCCUCUUAGCUUCUUGUAUCCUCAAAUGAUCCCAACUUCUAGGUCCGCAAAAUGAUCCCAUCAUCCUCUAGAUAUCCACACAUUCAGACGUUGUUAGUCUCUUGUGUUCUUCUCUUCUUAGUCUUCAAAGUCCAAGCCAGGUGUAGAACAGGUUGUGACCUUGCCUUGGCUUCGUAUUAUGUAUGGCAAGGAUCAAACCUAACUUAUAUCAGCACCAUCUUCAACCAGAGCAUUACUGAGAUCCUUCGUUACAAUCCUAAUGUCCCAAAUCAAGAUAGCAUACGUAGUGAUACAAGACUCAACGUACCCUUUUCUUGUGAUUGCUUAAAUGGUGAUUUCUUAGGGCAUACCUUUUCUUACAUUACUCAAUCUGGUGAUACUUACCAUAAGAUUGCAGGGAAUGCCUUUUCUAACCUCACCACUGAGGAUUGGGUUCACAGGGUCAAUAUUUAUGAUAUCACUGAGAUACCAAACUAUGUUCCUAUUAAUGUAACAGUGAACUGUACAUGUGGAGAUAAGCAGGUGUCAAGGGAUUACGGAUUGUUCGCGACCUACCCUCUUCGGCCCGGCGAGAACUUGUCAUCCUUAGAGACGGAGUCCGGUGUGCCGGCUGAUUUUCUAGAGAAGUACAACCUGGGGACGAAUUUUAAUGCAGGGGGUGGGAUUGUUUAUGUGCCGGCAAAAGAUCCAACUGGAAAUUAUCCUCCUCUAAAGAUUGCAACUGGAAUCUCAAGCAGAGUCAUUGCAGGCAUAUCUGUUGCAGGAGUUGCUGGAGCUUUCUUUUUGGCAUCUUGUUUUUACUUUGGAUUUUAUAGAAGGAGAGAGGUUGAGGCAUCAUUGCUCCCAGAAGCAGCAGAAAGCCCCUAUAUUCACCACAGACAUGGGUCUGGAAAUAUAUUGGAGCAGACUUCGGAAACAGCUGCUCUUGUUGGUUCACCGGGGCUAACAGGUUUUACAGUGGACAAAUCUGUGGUGUUCUCUUAUGGAGAACUUGCUAAGGCUACUAAUGACUUCAGCAUAGAUAAUAAGAUUGGACAAGGUGGGUUUGGAGCUGUGUACUAUGCUGAACUAAGAGGCGAGAAAGCUGCAAUCAAGAAGAUGGAUAUGCAAGCGUCGAAAGAAUUUCUCGCUGAGCUGAAGGUCUUAACACACGUUCAUCACUUAAAUCUGGUGCGCUUAAUAGGAUAUUGCGUCGAAGGUUCCCUAUUCUUGGUCUAUGAGUUCAUUGAGAAUGGAAAUCUAAGUCAACAUUUGCGUAGUAAUUCGGGUAAGGAUCCAUUGCCAUGGUCGACUAGGGUACAAGUAGCUUUGGACUCAGCCAGAGGCCUUGAAUACAUCCAUGAGCAUACUGUACCUGUAUAUAUCCACCGUGAUGUCAAAUCGGCAAACAUUUUGAUAGACAAAAACUUCCGCGGAAAGGUUGCAGAUUUUGGUUUGACAAAGCUUACCGAAGUUGGAAGUGCUUCAUUGCACACACGCCUUGUCGGUACAUUCGGAUACAUGCCUCCAGAGUAUGCUCAAUAUGGUGAUGUCUCCUCCAAGAUAGAUGUAUAUGCAUUCGGAGUUGUGCUCUACGAACUGAUAUCCGCCAAGGAAGCUGUUGUCAAGACAAAUGAAUUUAUCACCGAAUCCAUUGGACUUGUAGCUUUGUUUGAGGAAGUUCUGGGACAGCCUGAUCCAAGAGAAAAUCUCCCUAAGCUUGUUGAUGCUAGGCUUGGAGAUGACUACCCUCUUGACUCGGUUUGCAAGAUGGCCCAGCUUGCCAGAGCUUGCACACAAGAAAAUCCGCAUGUAAGGCCAAGCAUGAGGUCGAUUGUGGUUGCACUAAUGACACUUUCCUCUUCAACUGAAGAUUGGGAUGUUGGUUCAUUCUAUGAAAAUCAAGCCAUUGUCAAUCUAAUGUCAGGAAGGUAGCAUGUGGGUUGCAAUGAGAAUCCAGAUUGUUUUCUUCCUAGAUUCAUUUCAUGUAUAAUUCUUUCCUGCUUUAAUUUCUGCAUACCUAUAGAAUUUCUCUCAGGAAUUUUGAAAAAUCAACAACUAUAUUCCAAA